AUGAGGAAUAUCAAGACUGCAGACGGGCAGCAAGCAUUUUCACAAGAGGAGUGGCUGGCAAAGGUCCAGAUCAAAGGGUUUUUCUUCCACCUAGCCACUGUGCAGAGAAAGAGAAUGACGGGUGAGAGUUCCGCUGGGGCACAUCCUGAGGAUGAAGGAGACGAGGAGUUGCUUCAGGACGAGCUGGCGAGACUGGAGAAGAAGAAAUGGGAGGAACAAGUAGCAUUGAAGCAUCCCAUCCAAUAUGAAGACCAUGACAUUUGCAGUCUGUCUAAGGCAGGAGCAUUGAUGCAAUUUACUGUAAAAGAGCUUACGGCCGUAUGUGAUUAUUUUGAGUUGCUGUGCAAAUCUGGAGACAGAAAAUCCGCUUUAAUUGGUCACAUCAACAAUAUGGUGAAGGAAUGUGGCUGUUGA
Molecule: messenger RNA, 414 nt
Organism: Paramuricea clavata
Lineage: Eukaryota; Metazoa; Cnidaria; Anthozoa; Malacalcyonacea; Plexauridae
Source: the annotation of a GenBank genome assembly